Molecule: messenger RNA, 1953 nt
Organism: Sphaeramia orbicularis (orbiculate cardinalfish)
Lineage: Eukaryota; Metazoa; Chordata; Actinopteri; Kurtiformes; Apogonidae
Gene: igfbp7
Product: insulin-like growth factor binding protein 7
Exons: 5
Coding region: 63-848 (261 amino acids)
Biological process (GO): regulation of signal transduction; regulation of cell growth
Cellular component (GO): extracellular region
Molecular function (GO): insulin-like growth factor binding
Source: RefSeq, a predicted model, not a curated record
GUCUCAGCUCAGUGGAGCUCAGACCUCAGCAGAGUCCACAUCAGUCCUCAUCAGUCUCCAUCAUGAAGUCUGUCCUCUUUGUGUCUCUGGUGUCGCUCCUCUCGGUCCGGGUCUCGGCGGGUCCGGGAUGCGGGCCGUGUGACCCGGACCAGUGCGCCCCCAUCCCGGCGGAGGGCUGCCCCGCAGGGUCUCUGCUGGACUCCUGCGGCUGCUGCUCCGUCUGCGCCGCCGCGGAGGGGGAGCUGUGCGGGGGACGCCGCGCGGAGGCGCGCCGCUGCGGCCCCGGACUGGAGUGCGUCAAAAGCGACGCGGACAAGAAGAACAAAAUGGGCCUGUGCGCGUGCAAGAGCGACUACGAGGUCUGCGGCACCGACGGAGUGACGUACCGCAACGGCUGCGCCCUGAAGAGCGCCAGCGUGACCGCGGAGAGAGAGGGCAGAGAGCCAAUCAGCGUCCAGAACAAGGGCCGCUGCGCCACAGCUCCUGUGAUCGUCACUCCUCCAGGUCAGGUGUUCAACGUCAGUGGUUCUCAGGUGUACCUGAGCUGUGAGGCGGUGGGCGUGCCCACACCUGUCCUCACCUGGAAGAAGGUCCUCAAUGGGAAGAAAAGGAUGGAGCUUCUACCUGGAGACAGAGACAACCUGGCCAUUCAGACCAGAGGAGGACCAGAGAAGCACGAAGUGACCGGAUGGGUUCUGAUCUCUCCACUCACCAAAGCAGAAGAAGGAUCCUAUGAGUGUCACGCAUCCAACGCCAAAGGAGAAGCUUCUGCCAUCGGAUCCAUUCAUGUGGUCGAGUCCAUCGACGACGUCAACGUCAAGAAAGUGACGAAGGAGGACGAGCUGUGAUCAGCUGAUCCGUCACCACCUGGAGAUUCUCUCGUCUUUCAAACUAAAACAGACAAAUGUGGUUUUAGUUUGUUCUUUUCUCAUUCAUUUAAUCACUAAAUAGUACACAAGUCCUUUGAAACUUUAUCGUUCCAUGUUUUUUUCUAGUGUAAAUCGUCUUCUUUUAACACUUUCAUGUAGUGUCUUUACAUUGAAACCAAACGGAACAUCAGCUGCCGGUCACCAUAGCAACAACGCUGAUCCAGGUUACCAUAGAGACGGUGGCUGAUGUUUUCCAUCAUAAAGGUUUGAAUUCAUGUUUAAAUAAUAUUAAAAUGUUUAAAAUGUUUUAGAGAAACCUCUAAAUGUUUAAGUGAAAUAUAAUGAAUGUGUUUGAUGUGAACAUGAACCUGCUUCAGGUUAAAUGGAUAGAAAUCUGCAUUAAAACACAGAUCAUUAAUGUUUUAACCCCUAAAGACUCAAACAUCCACUGCCGACCAGUAACAGUUUAUACCAUACACAAAGAAUUCACAAAGUGCUUUACAGUCAAAUCAGAAGUAGGUAAUAAGCUUUUAUUGUAAAAUAAAAAGUAGUACUCUACUGAUGGAACUGUUGAACACCUGUUGAUCCAUUAAUCCUGCCGAUCCAUGUCAAUAAUUGGUGUAAAAUACAGUUCUUCAUCUUUUCACGGUCAUCAGAUAUGACCCAUUUAGAUGUUCAGAGGGUCCAUGGUUACCCUGGAAACACGAUCAUCUUCUACAACGGGUUCCCAAAGUGGGGUUCACGAGACACCAACAGGGGUCAUGAGAUGAUCUUCAGAAUCCUCUUGUUGUGACCUCUGAGGUGAUUGCGACAGAUUAUCGACAGUAUGGUUAUACUUACUGACUGAAGGUAGGAGGUUCUGCUUAGUAGGUCUUAUGGAGCACAGAGGAUGCUUUUAUUUUGUAACAGCAAAAGUUAGAAUAGUAAAACAUGGACGACAACCUGACACUGACAAACGGGUAAGCAACUGUUUGGGCCGAAAGGUUUGAUUAAUGGGGUCACAUUAAUAAAUAAACAUUAACAUCCCCACCCCCCACCCCACCCCCAAACAGAACACAAUGAGUAAAAUGUCCACUACCCUCAA